This is a messenger RNA of Bipolaris sorokiniana ND90Pr, 1469 nucleotides long. RefSeq lists its product as uncharacterized. The transcript is spliced from 4 exons. The coding region runs from base 256 to 1308 and encodes 350 amino acids. NCBI's taxonomy places the organism in Eukaryota, Fungi, Ascomycota, Dothideomycetes, Pleosporales, Pleosporaceae. Gene Ontology annotation, molecular function: zinc ion binding; oxidoreductase activity. The record is from RefSeq and is a predicted model, not a curated record.
ACGAGGAGCGAGGAACGAGGAACGAGGAACGACUGCGGGGUAGCUAGCAAACAUGCUCCUACUCUCGUCACGAACGCGUCUCCCGCACAUCGGCCUUGAGUCCGAGCAGACACUUCAUAUGUAGGGCGUGAGCUCCACUUGGUUGCAUUGUCUUACUUGCGCCUAUAUACAUAUACGCAGUUUUCUUCAUUCUUCCUCUUGUCUUUAACAAUCAUCAAUUGCGCGCAUUGCACUUGUACUUUUUCCAAACACAGGAUGAAAGCCGUCGUUUUCAAAGGACCGGGAAAGGUGGUGAUUGAAGAGAGGCCUAUCCCCAAGAUCCAAGAUGACAAGGACAUAAUUGUCAAGGUGGACAAGACGGCGUUAUGCGGGAGCGAACUGCAUGUCUUCAGGGGUCACCAGCCAUCAGGAACCGAAUUUGUCAUGGGCCACGAGUUCACUGGAUAUGUACACGAGGUAGGCGCAUCGGUCAAAAACCACAAGGUUGGCGACCAGGUGGUCACGCCCUUCACAACGUCGUGUGGAGAGUGCUUCUACUGCAGCCAUGGGUACUCAUCGCGAUGCACCAAAAGCCAACUGUUCGGGUCUGUUGGCCUCGACGGCGCUCAGGCCGAGUACGUGCGAGUCCCACUUGCUGAUUCGACAGCUGUCAAAGCUCCACCAGGGAUCAAGGACGAAGCCUUGGUUUUGAUGGCGGACAUCUUCCCUACUGGCAUGUUUGCAGCAAAGAAUGGAUUCCAGUAUUCCAGUCCGGAGGAGAUCAAAGACAGUGUUGUUGUCCUCAUUGGAUGUGGGCCUGUUGCUCUCUGCGCGCUGUGCAACAUCACCGACUACAAGCCCAAGCACAUUCUCGCCGUGGACUCUGUGCCCUCUCGGCUCGAGCUUGCCAGGUCGCUCGGCGCCGAGCCGUGGAAUUUCCAGACGGACCGUGAAGGACUCGACAAACGCGUCAAGGAGCUCACCGAAGGCCGCGGCGCUGACAUUGUGAUUGAGGUCGUCGGACUGUCACCCGCUCUGCGUAUGGGCUACGAACUGAUCCGGCCGUGGGGCGUCAUCAGUUCCGUUGGUGUCCACAACGGCGAGAUUCCAUGGACUGGAAACGAAGCUUACAACAAGAAUGUUAGAGUUCAAAUGGGCCGUUGCCCCGUAAGAAGCGUGUUUGAGGAGGCAAUGGAGAGCCUCAAGAGACAUCAAGAUAAGCUCGGGUUCAUGGCGGAUAAGAUUAUGCCGCUGAGCGAGGCGGUGGAAGGCUACGACUUGUUUGACAAGAUGAAGGUGCAGAAGGUUGUGUUUGAAGCCCAAAAGUAGGAGGCGUAGGAUUGGAUGUAGUAGUAUAUAUGUAUGUGCAUGUACAUAGUAUGUAGACGUGCUCCGAGGAGGUCGACAGGCACAGUCACCCUCUUGAGAGGGCACAAUAGAAAAGCCCGGCCAAUGGGGUACUCCUGGCUUAGAAAGCGAGCGUGGCGGGC